Linum tenue is the source of this 253-nucleotide messenger RNA. The record is from the annotation of a GenBank genome assembly. Lineage: Eukaryota; Viridiplantae; Streptophyta; Magnoliopsida; Malpighiales; Linaceae.
UGUCGUUUCAGGCAAAGCAAAGCGCGAGAUACCUGGAACGCUGCCGUCUCAACUAAACGGGACGAAGAAGGUCGAAACGUCGCCGUUGCUGUCUACCGAAACCAAAGAGAAUCAAGACGUCGUCGUUGUGUCCUGAGGCCACAACGUCUCUUUCCUUUGUUCAGUUUCUGUUCCCUCCUUUCUCUGCAUUUCGUACCUCUGCUCUGUCAAAUUCACAGCUAGUAAUCCUUGUCCUGUAAUGAACAAACGAUGU